Molecule: messenger RNA, 354 nt
Organism: Clunio marinus
Lineage: Eukaryota; Metazoa; Arthropoda; Insecta; Diptera; Chironomidae
Source: the annotation of a GenBank genome assembly
AUGCAUUUGAAAGCUUUGAGUAAAAAGUUGGAGAUUAUUUCGUAUCAAAACAUAGAAAAAGAAAAUCAUUCGAGUUUGAACUUGUUUAAGAAUAAUUCAGAUGCAGAAUUUGCUCCAAAUUCAAAUACAAAGACAAGUCAGGAAGGAAAAUAUUGUUUGGGUAUCGUUAGUUUCAGUUUCGUGCGUGCUUCGUAUCUUCAAGAUAGUGAAUUUCAUUACGAAAUUGUCUUUCCAAGUUCUUUCGUCAAUCGAAAAUUGAUGAAGAUUGAAGACUCUUUGUCACUUUACCCUCCAGACAUUUUACGAGACAUUUCUACCGAAACAAAAAAUGUUGAGGGUGGUUGUGAAACGUAA